CACGCAAUGUGAGGUUGCCUGGCCGUCGAUUCCUGGAAAAAACACACAUGGUCCGCUCCUGAUCGGACGUCUGCAACUCACCAUGGCCUCGCUAUCUCCCGAAGCCAAGGAGCUUGACUUGGUCGGCAAGGUUGAGCUCCGGAUCGCCUUGGCCGACACGGAUGCGAAGCUUGAGACACUACUCAAGACAUACCUCGCGCCGCUCCUGCUAAAGCUCGCUUCCGACCAUGUCAGCGUUCGAAACAAGGUCAUUGCUGUCUGCCAGCACGUUAACACGCGCAUCAAGGGCCAGGACAUCCAAUUGCCCGUGGCCGCGCUGUUAAAACAGUUUAAAGAUCAUCCCGACACCCCACUGAUUCGGCACUUUGACCUGCUCUACGUUCAGCAAGGCAUUGCACGCCAGCCCCUAAGGGAGAGGCUGGAACUCCUGCCCGUCCUCAUCAAUGGCCUUGCCAGGGACACCGCAAAAUCCGCACUUCAUGGAUCCCAACUGUUCAAUCUCUUGCUGCGGCUCCUGACGCACUUUCAACUACCACCGCGGGGGAGCAAAGACGACAAUGAGCUGCGCAACAAGCUCGAGAUCACUGAUGAAGAUGCUACUUUCCUGGCCCAUUGGUUUGGCAAACUCAUCUUGUUUGCUGUAGUCCGACCCGCGUCUUCUGGCCCGGCCUCAAACGUGGCAUGCCCUGGGCUAUCUUCCGAUGAAUACCAGUUCCUGACCCUUCAUGGAAAGCCUGGCGUCUGGGACCCCGCUGCCGAGAGUGGAUUGAACCUGACCGAAGCGAAAGUCACGGCAGCAAAAUUCUUGGCGAGUGGCCUCUUUAAUGAUGGCGAGCGAUUUUUCCCCGCUGUGUUCGCAUCUGCAGAUUCAAAUUCUCGUAUCUCCGAUAUUGGGGAUGAUAUUCUGAAGCGAACCCUGCCAAACACCGACCUGGAGGAUGCGGGGGUAGUAAGUAAAUUGUACGACGUCUACUUCGGAACUCCAGACGGACCAUUGCCAGCUCGUCCGGCUCUUCAAACGAAGAUCCUUUCUUAUUUCGCCAAAUCCGUAUUGGCUACAACCUUCACUUCCCGUGUCCUCCGCCUCGUUGAGGAAGGUCUCACGUACGGAGCCAAUGCAGAAGGCACAGUCACUGCCCGUGGAAGGGAAGCGCUCAAGCUGCGCUCGGCAAUUUUUACCUUCGUAAACUUCAUGGCACGCAACGGCGCCUCGUCUGAUCUUCGUGUGGUUGCUGCUACCCUUGUCCAACGCUUGAGGGCAUUCAUUGAGGACCAAGGAUGGCCAAGAGCGAACCCGGAUGAGGAUGUCGCUCUCCGUGGGUAUGGCUAUGAAGUUAUUGGCCUCUUAGCCCGGGCAGCUCCUGAGGACGUUCUCAUUGAGCCAUCAUUGAGCUUGUUAAAGUGGCUCUUCAAAUCACUGGGCGAGGAUACGUCUGGAAGAGACACUGCUUUCAGUAUCGACGAGGCGCUUUCAAGUGCCCUUGGUGCCCUCACAGUGCGUCUUAGUUCAGACGUACAGCACAAUCUUCGUGACCUCCUACUCCAGCAAAUGACGAAGGAGGAUUCGUCUACAACGACAACAGGUCCCCGUCGCAGCACCAGGUAUGCUGCCGUCCGUUUCGCAAACAGAUGUUUACCUUACGAUGACAUUGUUGCACGCUGGAUCGAUAUACUUGCUGUCAGCGGACCUUCCUCUGAGAACCAAGAAGUUCGAGAGGAAGGUCACCGUGGGCUUGACCCUCAUUGGUCCCGGUUGCUCCAUUCAUCCCAGGCCAAAAUUGGCGACGAAUCGGACCUAGCCUUUCCAGACUUUACUGAAAUGGUCGUGUAUCUUUUCUCCUUACCCGACGGUUUCCACACGACAACAGACAAAUGGCGCCCAGACAUUCAAGUGCAACGAUUCAAACAGCAUUUUUCGUUUGCUUUCGAAGCGACGGCCAAGUUCUGCCGUCAGUUGCUUUUGGCAGAAGCUCUGAGAGCUCAUCGCAUAUCAAUGAAUGUGGAUAUCGACUGGGCAAGAAAGCUUGAUACAGCUGUGGCAGCGGAUCAGGAUGCCCGGCAUGCUGUCACGAGUUAUCUUAACCGGGCCGCUACAGAGCAAGGAUUUAUUCUACAAUCUGUCUUGGCUCUAAUACGUGCUCUUUACGAGGGGCUUCUGUGGAACGAGGGCGUUGGGCUAGGCAAUUGCGGCGAGUGGUUCGUUGAAGUAUGCUCGCUGAGCUCCGAAAGUUUAUUGGAUAUGUCUCGGACCGCACCAGCCUUCAGAUCACUAAAACCCUCCAUAUACUCUAACAAAGAGCAGACGAGGCUGGUAGCAGCUCAUGCGUAUGGUCUACUGGCGACGCACAGCGCUGUCUUUGCAUCAGAGGCUGAGCAAUCGUUGCAAAAUAUGCUUCAGAAAGCCAGCUUGUGGAAAGAAGCCGUCGGCAGCCAACUGAACGAAGCGAGCGGAGCGAUACUUGCGAUUGCAUACUACUUUAGCAGGCUUGCGGCUCGACGGCGUCGUGCUUCCGCUCUGGAAGAUACACUAGAGGCUCUUUUGGGGAUCAUUUUCGACGUACUCAAAAACACAACAGAUAAGACCCUCAAAGAGGCAAGCCAUCUCGCAAUCAGUCAGUUGAGUCUAUUCUUCGUCAUCAAACCUGAAAGUAUUGCGUCAUACAUGCAAUAUACUGCAGUGGUAGACAAGCUCAUGGAAGAUGCGAAAACCGGAAACGAGAAGGCUAUUCUCGCGCUCGGCCAUCUUGCCAUGGUCCCUGACGAGAAAGAUGAUGAUAGCAGCUUAAAGUAUGUCGAAGAUAAGAUUUUUGAGUUGCACGAGGUUCGGCAAGCCGAAGCUCAGUUCUCUAUUGGAGAAGCUGUGAGCUGCCUCGCUUCCGGCUGGCAGGCCUCAAUUUUGGCACCCAAAAUGGACAUUGAAGCUCCAACGCCAUCUGGACCUUCUAGAACGGCUACCUUAGCACGUGUGCUCGAGAGGGUCCUUGAAAACUGCAGAAAUACGAAACCUGCGCUCAAGAAAGCCUCUGUCAUUUGGCUUCUUUCUCUGGUUCAAUUCUGCGGGCAACUCUCUGAAGUCCGGUCACGCUUGCCACAGUGCCAGGUCGCUUUCAAGAACUGCCUCUCUGCUCGUGACGAAGUUGUCCAAGAGGCAGCAUCCCGAGGACUGGGUCUUGUGUAUGAAAAGGGCGACCGGCAGCUCAAGGACGAUUUGGUUCGAGACCUUGUAGGCUCUUUCUCAGACAACAAGGCCAACCUCUCGGGUAAUGUCACCAAUGAGACACAGUUGUUUGAAGAAGGAGCCUUGCCCACAGGCGAAGGCUCGGUGACUACCUAUAAGGACAUCCUUAGCCUGGCCUCGGAAGUUGGAGAUUCGAGCUUAGUCUACAGGUUUAUGUCUCUGGCAGCAAACAAUGCCAUCUGGUCUAGCCGUGCAGCUUUCGGCCGGUUCGGUCUCAGCAGUGUACUCUCUGAUUCGGCUGUGGAUGGGUAUCUGGCAGAAAAUCCAAAGCUGUACCCCAAGCUUUACCGCUAUCGCUUCGAUCCGAAUACCAACGUCCAAAGAUCAAUGAACGACAUUUGGAACGCACUCGUCAAGGAUUCGUCAAGUACGAUCGACAAGCAUUUUGAUGACAUUAUGGAAGACCUGCUUGUGAAUAUUAUCAACAGGGAAUGGCGAGUAAGACAGGCCACUUGUGCCGCAAUCGGUGAUCUUGUUCAAGGUCGUACCGUCGAUAAGUACGAGAAAUAUCUCGGGCGCAUUUGGAACCUGUGUUUCAAGGUGCUUGACGACAUCAAGGAAUCUGUGCGACAAGCUGCAGCGGGGCUUGCACGGGUGCUUACUGGAAUAUUGACGCGCAGCUUGGAAGCCGGGGACACGUCACAGAAGAAUGCUGAAGCGAUGCUCAAGCAUGUGCUUCCGUUCCUUUUGUCCUCGUCCGGCCUGGAGUCAAGUGCCGAAGAGGUUCAACGCUUCGCACUGGCCACUCUGUUGCAAAUCAUCAAGAAGAGCAGUGCCAAGACCCUGAGACCAUUCAUCCCCGAGCUCGUUGAGAGGCUUCUCCUUCUGCUGAGCUCUAUCGAGCCACAGGCAAUCAACUACUACCAUCUCAAUGCUUCCAAAUACAAUUUGACGGAGCAAAAGAUCGAUGAUGCAAGAUUGGCAAUUGUCCGAGGAAGCCCGCUUAUGGAAGCCAUCGAGAGGUGCCUUGACCUCGUGGAUGACUCGACCAUGAAUGAGCUUGCACCGCAUCUAGAAAGCGCAAUGAAGAGCGCUGUAGGCUUGCCCUCGAAAACAGGUGUCAGUCGAGUUCUAGUGUCUAUGAGUACCCGGCGCAGUUUUGUCUUCAAGCCUUACGCAGAUCAAUUCCUAAAGCUCAUCGAGAAGCACAUUUACGACCGAAACGAAACAGUCUCGACAUCAUAUGCCGCCGCCGCUGGCUACGUUUCACGGCAGGCUUCCGACAAGCAAAUUCUUGCACUCAUCGCCUUCAGCAAAAAGCUCUACUUCACAACGGAGGAAGACCGUAACCGCGUACACUCAGGCGACAUUGUACAAUCCAUCUCAAAAAGUGCCUCGGACAGGUUUAAUGCUUUCAGCGCUGAGCUCUUGCCGUUCAUCUUUGUGGCGAAGCACGACAGCGAGCCACAUGUAAAAGAGCUGUUUGCGAAAACCUGGGAUGAUAAUGUCGGCGGUUCUCGUGCCGUUCAGUUGUAUGUCAAGGACAUAGUGGCAAUAGCCACGGAACACCUUGAUAGCCCGCGCUGGACCUUGAAACAUACAGCGGCCAGGUCGAUUGCUGAAGCUGCCAACGCUUUGGCAUCGAGCAUCGAAGACAUCAGUCUGGCUAACGCAGAGACUAUCUGGCCUCCCUUGGACAAGGCUUUAGGCGGCAAGUCCUGGGAGGGCAAAGAGGUCGUGCUUCAGGCGUUUGCAAAAUUCGUUGAGAGAGGUGGCCAAUUAUGGAGGGCGAAAAAGGAUGUUGCGGAUCAGAUUAAAAAGGUCGUCGUCAGAGAAGCAAAACGUCAGAACAAGACGUAUCGUCAGCAUGCUCUUAAGCCACUCGGCCAAGUUGCUGCUGCUAGGACCGACCUUGACAUGAGCGAGACUAUCUUCGAUAUCAUUGAACCGAUCGUUGAUGAAGCAACAACAUCAGACGAUGAUGCGAUGGAUGUUGACGCGGGCGAAGACGUCAGGAAAAACGAGAAGCUUCGUGACAAUACCGUCACAGGUGCUAUCUUCUCUCUCCAAUCAGCCAUCAAUCCCAUGGUGUUGCAAGAUAAGGCUCUGUCAACGGCGACACUCCGCGCCCUUCAGCUCAUUGCUAAGCUAAACACGCUCCACGCCAGCGCCAUUCACGCUGCCACUUUCGAAGGCUUGCAGUCCCUCUUCGAGCGGCUCCUUUCCAAGGACCAAGGGUUCGCUGCCGGAAACGAAGGGGCAAUGAAAGAGGUUCUGGGAAGCUUGCUCUUCGAUAGCAGGUAUGAGGGGCUCAGCGAGGCCAUGAGGUUCAAACGGGGCCAGGCCUUGGUUGCUCUAGCGAAGACCAAGGAAAAGGCGUUUGCGAGGGAGGUGCUUGGGGAGAGGCUGGACAAGGAGAAGCAGACGGAGAAGAGUCCGGUGGUGAAGCAGGAGGUUGAAAAGGCACUGAAAGCACUGGCGGAGUGAUAAUAAUGGGUAGAUAGAGAUAGAGCUGGCGUAAUUCUCGGUACCAGUUAGGAAUGUUUGGACAUGCAGACUUCCGAGCUCACAUGGCAGUGAACCGGAACUGCGAGUAACACAGAUUCGCAGCCAAUUGCUGUCAACGGUC
Aplosporella prunicola CBS 121167 is the source of this 5807-nucleotide messenger RNA. RefSeq lists its product as uncharacterized. Gene Ontology annotation, molecular function: molecular adaptor activity. The record is from RefSeq and is a predicted model, not a curated record. The coding region runs from base 83 to 5665 and encodes 1860 amino acids. NCBI's taxonomy places the organism in Eukaryota, Fungi, Ascomycota, Dothideomycetes, Botryosphaeriales, Aplosporellaceae. Gene Ontology annotation, biological process: proteasome assembly. The transcript has 6 exons. Gene Ontology annotation, cellular component: nucleus; cytoplasm.